AUGACAGGUCAAAACGACACGUCGCCCAAAAGACCGGAGCAGGCAGGAUCCCCGCCGCCGCCAAUGGUGCCGAUUGCUCCACCGGCUCCACCGUCUGCUGACGUGGAGAACCAGACUCCGGCCCACGCCCAGACUACGGGCACGGGAUUCGGAGUGCCGGGGAUCCUGCAGCGAUGGAAGAAAGAGGAGUCGUUGAGAAGAGGCUCUCUGGCUUUGAGGGGACUGUCUACGGUCUUCUCUUUUCUGGCUUUCAUCAUCAUGGCCAGCAACAAGCAAGGCUAUUCGGAAGACUUCAAUAAAUAUGAAGAAUACAGCUAUGUGUUGGCAAUUGCUAUUCUGUCGAUGCUGUACAGCGGCGUGCAAGCAGCGCGACAUGUCCACCAACUCUUCACCGGCAGAGAAGUGUUUCAGCGCCGGACAUCGGCCUUGGCUGACUUUAUCGGCGAUCAGAUUAUGGCAUAUCUGUUGUUAUCGUCGUCCUCGUCGGCAAUGCCGAUAACAAACAGAAAGAGAGAGAUACAAAUCGACUUAUUUACAGACUCUUCAGCAGCCGCCAUUAGCAUGGCCUUCCUAGCUUUCGUUGCUCUUGCCUUAUCGGCUCUCAUUUCCGGUUACAAAUUGUCAUCUCAAUCCUACAUCUGA
Messenger RNA from Prunus armeniaca (apricot), 642 nucleotides. The record is from the annotation of a GenBank genome assembly. Lineage: Eukaryota; Viridiplantae; Streptophyta; Magnoliopsida; Rosales; Rosaceae.